Drosophila ananassae is the source of this 8187-nucleotide messenger RNA. It is a transcript of the gene Usp10, whose product is annotated as ubiquitin carboxyl-terminal hydrolase 3. Gene Ontology annotation, molecular function: cysteine-type deubiquitinase activity; cysteine-type endopeptidase activity. Gene Ontology annotation, biological process: DNA damage response, signal transduction by p53 class mediator; regulation of autophagy; protein deubiquitination. Gene Ontology annotation, cellular component: cytosol; nucleus. The transcript has 10 exons. The record is from RefSeq and is a predicted model, not a curated record. NCBI's taxonomy places the organism in Eukaryota, Metazoa, Arthropoda, Insecta, Diptera, Drosophilidae. The coding region runs from base 447 to 4973 and encodes 1508 amino acids.
GUAUUUGGAUACAUUAUCAACAACCCUAGAUGAUUCCCACCUCUAUUCGGCCGAAAAAUAAAGAACAAUAAAAAUCGCCUUGUGGCCCGCUAAACGAAUUCGAUCGCUCCUUCAGUCCGACCGACUGCCGACGUGACCUUUCACCUGUGACCCGCGCCUCCGCGAGCGGAAAAGCAACGGCAGCCGCGUUAAUUGGAGCAGCGUGAAAAAGUUGCGGAAUAUCGUGGCAGAAGAGUGUGGAACGAGACGGGAGAGAGCUAGGUCCGUCCAGCAGGCCGCCCGCACGCAUAAAAUAUGAUCAAAUUGCUCGGAAAUUGAUUUCAAUUGGCGACUCAACAAAAGCUAAACUUCAAUGUCUGGCGCCCGCUGCGACUCUUGAGACUUGAUUCACUCGCUUAGAAAACCAACCAGGACUUAGCCAAGCUCCGAACUGAGGCUUUUUGGCCAUGGCGCAGCAAACGCAGCCGCAACAGCAGCAGCAGCAGACAGCGCCGCCGCCGUCGUCGUCGUCGUCGACUUUGACGGGAGCUGCCGCAGCGGGAGGAGCCGGUGGUGACACAGUUGCGCCUCUAUCCGCCCCCUCAACUCCCCAACCAUCUACAGUCAGUGGCAAUAACAACAACAACACCAUUGUCUCUCCAUCGGGUAACAACAAUGUGCUGACUCCUGUCCACGCUCUGGCCACUGCCGGCCAGCCGGUCUUCAAUCAGAUGUACAUGCCCGCCCAUGCAGCACAUCCGCACGCUGGACCGCCCUAUCCGGCCAUGAUGCCGGCGCACAUUCCCAACGUUUUCGUGAACAAUGUAACUGCCAAUGUGAAUCUGCAUGGGUGGUCGCACUCUGUGCCGCCCAACUACCUACCGGGUGCCCAGCCGCACUACAUUGGUCCUGGCGACAUGGCCCAGGAACAGGGCAACACCCUGAUGCCGCAUAUGCAGCCGCUGCCCAUUAAUCUUGCCCCACAAGGUGGCAGUCCCAAUCCCCAUAAUCCGGCCAUGGGCGGUGGUCGUCCCCGGGGUCGGGACCGUGGUCGUGGUGGCGGAGGCAACCGGCGCAACGACUACCAUGGACCACGUCAUCUCCAGCAGAGGCAACAACAGCACAUUGUUUCCAUGGCGCCGCAACAGCAACUGGUACCGCCGGAUGGCGUCCAAGGAUCCAAUCCGGGGAUGCAACUCCAGCCAGAACUGGGCCAGCAGUUGGCCCCCCUGCCGGAGCAGAUGCAGCACAUGCCGUACUAUGCCACUGCGCCGCCUCACGCCUACGCCUACGGGCCCUAUCCUUCGACCUACUUUGCGCCGCAGCAUGCACCGUUGCAGCCUCCGAACUCCGCUGCUCAACAGGCCACCGGGACGCCCCUGUUCAUAUCCCCGGUGAUGUACAACCCCAUUUGCUUGGGAGGCUACUACUACCCGCAGAUGAUGCAUCCCGCGGAGUACCCGUAUUUGCCGGAAGAUGCCGGCCAAGCCGGAGUGGAUGAACGUGUUCCGCAGCCGGAUGGAGGAAUGCCGCCUAUGUGGCACUCGGCCCCCAUGUACGCCGAGGAAUAUGCCGAGGUACUGCAGCAACAACAACAACAGCAGCAACAGGUGGCUGUGGUGCACGCCAACGGAGUGGCUCCGGCGGACGAAAUCAAUCACAACAGCUCGUCGCUGCCCUCGUCGGAGACGUCGAGCAUGCUCAGCCCGAACUACCAGAUCUACGAUCCCCAAAUGCAUGACAUCCACCACCAAAUGGGCGUGAUGCAGAUCUACGACGACGGUCAGAUGGCCACGUUGCAGCCGAUCCACCCAGGUGCCGCUCCCGUGCAGCAGUACGAGGAUGAACUCUCGGAGUGCGGCGUCGUCCCUCCUCCGGGAGCUAUUCCUGUGACCUGGGCAGCUGCCAUGCCCGUGCCCGCUGAGGCUGCCCCGCAGGCGCUCCUGCAGGCGCCACCCACCCAUCAUAUCAUGCAACAGACGUCGCCCGUCCUCAUCGAACAGCAACCGCAGCUGGUUCCGGCACCGCCACAGGCAGAGACACCUACUCCCCAGCACCAGCCGCCCCAGGAGCAUCUGGCUGAUAAAAACUUGAUAAACAACAACAAGGAGGCGGUGGUGGCCCUGGAGGAGAAGUUGGCCAGUGAGAAGCAACAGCAAUUGGAUCAGGACUACCAUCAGCAGGUGCAGGUGCAGCAGCAGCAACAACCAUUGCCAACGAAAGUGCCAAACCUUGUUGUAGCAACAGUGGCACCUCAACUGCAACACCAGCCUCCUGUGCAGCAGCAACAGCCGGCACCACAGCAACAUCAGCAGCAGCAAACAUCGCCGGUGGUGCAGCACCAACACCAGCCGCCCCAGCAGCAGCCGCCCCAGCAGCAGCAACAACAGUCCAGCUACCAUGAGCAACAUCAUCAGCAACAGCAACACCAACAGCAGCAACAGCAACCGCAGCGCAAGCCGCCACAGCAAUACAAUCAAUCCCAGCAGCACCAGCAGGUGCGUCGCAAGUACUCCUCGGAAUACAAUCACCACCACCACCAGCACAGCAACAGCAACAGCAGCGACACUGGCAUCCAGACCACCAAGACCAUGUCCUGGACGAACUCUGCCCAGCACAAGAAGUCAACGCAAUCGGUUUCCGUCACAGCCUCUCCCAAUAGCGUAAACGGCCCAGGAGUGGGAGUGGGAGUGGGUGUUGGACCAACGACAACUGUUAACCAAAAGAGCAAUUAUAGUCACACCACAAAGACGUUCACCAAUCAGCAGCACUACCAGCACCAGCAGCAGCACUACCACAAUCAGAACAACUACAACAGCAACAAUAGCAGCAGCAACAGCAACAGCAGCUUGAACAACAACAACAAUGUGAAGAACAACCAGCCACAAGUGCGUAACUAUGGGACCAUGAAGGUGCCAUCAUCGCCGGUGGCCAGCACAGCUCCCACGCUGGAGAGGAAGAACAGCCAGCAGGGUAGUGCAGGAGUUGCGCCAGCCACCACAUCGGCAGCAUCGUCGGCCAUCCCAGCGGCAAUCACAACAGCAACUACCUCAACGGCCAGCAUAACGGCCACGCCGAACCAAUUCCAACAGGAGACCGCCACCCAGGCCGCUCCGCCGCCAAUUGCUAGUGCAAGUGCCCCGGCAGCAGCCACCAUCAUCACCGCAACAGCACCACCAAAGUCGUAUGCGACCAAAAAGCACCAGAGCUACGAGCCACCUGUCCUCAGCACCGUGGUGGCCUCCACUCCCAGUUCAUCGAAUCCGCAACCGCCGCUGAAUCUUGCGCCGCCCGCACCACCAGCCUCGCAGAACAGCGGCGAGAGCGCCCAGCUCUCGUGGGCCAGUCUGUUUGUCAGCAACAAGCCAGUGGCCAAGGUGGCUCCCUACGAAGCCACCAAGCCUCCUCAGCAGCAGCCACAGCAUCCCGUGAUGCAACUGGCUCCGCCACAGCCUGCCCCGGUGGCGGUGACCACCACGCCCCAGCAGCUCCAGCUGGCCCCACCACAGAGUGCACCACUGCUGACUACCCACCAGCAAUCGCAGCUGCCAGCCCCAGUUCCUGCUCCCACAGUUCCUUUGGUCACACCCGGAGCUCUAUCCUAUUCGGCGGCAUCCGCCCAAGCGGUACCCGCUUCGCUGCCCAGUCCGGCCUCCGUUUCCGUCAAGCCCCUGAAGCAGGAGGUGGUGCGUCCUGCCCAGCAGCUGGACGAGUGGACCAACAAGUACGCGGAAUACCUGACCCGCCACAAGACCUACUUUGCGCCGAUCAGCCUGCGCCCGCGGGGCCUGACCAACCGGUCCAACUACUGCUACAUCAACUCCAUCCUGCAGGCCCUACUGGGCUGCUCCCCGUUCUACAACCUGCUGCGAUCCAUUCCCAAGCAGGCGGCUGUCCUCAGCGAGGUGAAGACGCCCACAGUGAACGCCAUGAUGUCCUUUAUGUCCAACUUCUCAUCGCUGCCCAGCGGCUUGCGGCUGCGACUCAACACUCUGAACAAGGGAUCCCAAAACAAGGGAAAGGACGAGUUCGUUGGCUCGGACUUGCAGUGCGACAUGGCCUUCGAGCCCACUGAGAUCUACAAGCUGUGGAACGACAGUCGUGAGGAGCACGUCGAGGGACGCCAGGAGGAUGCUGAGGAGUUCCUGGGAUAUGUGCUCAACAAGCUCAACGAUGAGAUGCUUGAGGUGAUCAAGCUGAUUGACAAGCCCAGUGCCCAACAGAACGGCCAGGAUCAGUCCGAGCCGGAGGAUGGCGGCGAUGUUUGGCAGAUGAUAUGCAACAACCGCAACAAGGGCAGUGUCACCCGUCAGACUGACUUCGGACGCACUCCGGUUAGCGAUAUUUUCCGCGGAGAGCUGCGAUCCCGGCUGCAGCGCGAGGGCGAGCACUCCACAGAUGUGAUUCAGCCGUUCUUCACGCUCCAGUUGAAUAUUGAGAAAGCUGCCUCGGUUAAGGAGGCCUUGGAGAUCCUGGUCGGUCGCGACCAGCUGGAGGGUGUCACUGGCAGCAAGACCAAACAGGAGGUGGUUGCCUGGCAGCAGAUGACUCUGGAGAAGCUGCCCGUUGUUCUGAUAUUGCAUUUGAAGUACUUCGAUUACCGAUCGGAUGGAUGCACAAAGAUCCUCAAGAAGGUCGAGUUCCCCGUGGAGCUUAAAAUAGAUGCCAAGAUCCUUGGAUCGAAGAAGACCGCCCAGAAACAGCGGGCCUACCGCCUCUUUGCCGUCGUCUACCACGACGGAAAGGAGGCCUCCAAGGGACACUAUAUCACGGACGUAUUCCACUCCGGCUACAGCAGCUGGCUGCGGUAUGACGACAGCUCGGUGAAGCCGGUCAGCGAGAAGAAUGUUCUCCAGCCGCACACCCCACGGGUGCCUUACCUUCUGUACUAUCGUCGCUCGGACACUCUGCCCCAGCAGACGCAAAGCCAGCAGACGAACGGCGGGGGAUCCGGUCCGGUGGGCAGCUCCUCCUCCAAUGCCGGCGACAAGUGAAUCACAUGCAGCGAAAAAUCAGAACUUUAAGUGUUAGGAGAUAAACCUAUAUAUAUAUAUAUAUUUUUGGGUCAGUGCGUAUGAGUCGAGAGUGUUUGCGAGUCGAGUUUUGUUUUAUAUGCAUAUACAUAUACAAAUUAACAAUUAGAUAUAUUCGAGCGGUAUAUAUUUAAGCCCAAAGUCCAAAGUAAUUGUGCGAUUGUGUGAGAGAAAACUUAGCUCUAAGCUAGACUAGACUUAAGAUGAGCAGAAGCAUAAGAACGAACGAAAACGUUGUACAAAAAGUAGGAGUGUGGGGAUAUGCAUGAGAACUCUGCAAGCUAGCCAGCAGCCAGCGAGCAUCAUUUAACCUAGAGCUAUAUCCGAAAACUUCUCCCUUUCUCUGUUGUGAAGCACAAAGAGCUCCCGGUUAUCUGUAUCAGUAGUUGUUAGGAUCGCCGCCCCAUCCCAACCAUAGAAUUCUUUUCGAUAUAUGUUAUAUGACAAGCGGUUAGAGCUGUAAAUACUUAUACCAAUAUUGUAGUUGAUCAUUUUCGCGGUGUGCAGAAUGCAUUUAAACAGAAACACCAGCAACAAUAUGUGGAAUGCUUUGAAUAUGCUUUAAAGAAACAUAAGUUAGGACCAGAUUAAAUAUAGACAGUUGUGGUCAAAGUAAAAGCCAGCCGAUUACUUCUAAAAUUUAAAGAGUAGCUUGGUCUGAAAGACUCGUCGUGGAAGAUAAAAAAAAGUAUACCAUUGUUUUUUGCCAAUUUUUUUUUAUAUUGAUAUUAGAAUUACAUAGUAAGUCUACGUAUUUUUUUUGUAAUGUUGAGAAGAUAAAAUCAAAUAUAUAUUUUUUUUUAUUUUGUCCAGUUGUAGUGCUGAUAUUUUGACCACAAUUGUAAAUAGCGAUAAUUCGUACAUUUGUAAUCAGAUAUAUAAGCGAGGUCAUUAUGUAAUUUAUUUUGUAUGUUGUUUAGUUUUAAACGCAUUCAGUUAAUACAGGCAGAAUCAUAUAUCUACGCAUAUACUAAAAAUGUUAAUCCUAGUUAGUGAAACUUUUGGAUGAAAUGUCUGUAGCUUGAAUUCGUUGUUUGCCUUUUUGAUAUUCGAGUGUCCGCAUUACUUGGAACAUACAUUAGGUUUAGGGCAUAAAGUUUGUAUAUCAUAAUAGAUAAUUACGCUGGGAUGGAACUGAAUGAUUUAAAUGAAGAAUAUAAUUAUUCGUAAUCGGGUCAGAACUAAAACUAAUCAAUCAUACUAGUUAAUAUCUAUCUAACAAACGUAUACACACACAUAUAUAUAUAUAUUUUCUUAAGCUAUAUAAACGCAUAUAUAUUAUUUAUAGAUAUCGUGCCAAUGUUAAAAUAUCUAAAAACUAAAAAAAAAAAAAAUAACGAUUAAAUAAGAAAACGUAAUGAUUUGUGAGAGAGCUUUGUAAAAGUCAGCUUUUUAACGAGAAAGGAAUACCCUUCUUAAGUUUUGUAUAAUUUUUCAAAAUUCAUGACUGCAUCCGAAAUACUUUUUUGUAUGGCCUGAAGAUUUUAUUGCAUACUUUUAGACAGUGGUUGAGUAUUUCAGUGUUCGCGAUUUUAGAAAUCUCCGGAUUCUAAAAGCAAUCUUUGUUGGCACUUGAAUGAACGCCUAGGCAUGCAGGUCGUCACCUCGUGGACUUCCGUCCACAGUGAUUAUUAACCAGUAACCCACUUAAGUUUCGAGUUUUUAAUUGUGUGCAGAAUUGCUAAAAAUAUCCUUAGGCUAAUUGUGUACUAGAGGAGUGCAUUGACAUCUACGACGUAUAUUAUCACAAAGGCGAAACCAUAUUAUAUAAAUCUACAUAUUAUAUACAUAUAUAAAUAUAUUUUGAUGUUAUACACAUAUGAACUAAUUGUAAGCCAAAUUAUAGGAAAACAUUUUUUAUAGACACUUGUACGCAUCUGCGUUUUGCUAGUUACAAAUAGGUUCCUAAAACUACGAAGAAAAAACAACCACAAAAAAAGAACAGGAAAUGUUGAAUGAAAGGAAUAUAGAAAACAAUAAUAAUAAUAUUGAUUUAUAUGUAGUCUAAAGCCAAGCUAAAACCAUAAACAUUAUAAACCGAAAACACAAACAUACAUAUUUAACUAUAUAAAUUCAAUUUAUACAAAAACAAGAAACACAAAAAAAAAAAAACAAAUGAUUGAAAAAGUCGAAUUACCAUUUAUAUAUAUUUUUGAAACUAAAUAAAAAUGUCAAACAUAUACAAAAAUAUGUAGAAUUAAUGAUAAAACUAAAGACGUAAUACUGUAACUUUUCUCAUAAUUUUUUUUUAAUCCUAAUUGUUACAUUAUGGAAUACUCCAAAAAAAAUCUAAUUUUUCAAUUUUUUUUAUUAUUGAGUUACUACCGGCUUUUCUGUUAUGUCCAACCCGAAGAGUGUGUUUUAAAAAAUCGAAAUUAAGCGUAAAUAUUUUUUAAUUAACGGCCAAUCUUUUCCAACGCUAUGUAUGUCUUUUCUGUCAAUUUUUGUCUUAAACUGGAUUAUAUUUUUUGGUAAUGUUGUCCCCGAAUUAUGGUAUGUUUUAUUUUGUAAGUAGUUUCUAAGGCUGUGUAACUAACUAAAAAAAAACAUGUACUAACCCCUAUGGCGUAUUGUUAGACGUGGAAAGGUUAAAAUUAAACCCCAAUUGUUGUAUUUGAGUUUGCCGGACAAUUUUUGUUUAUUUCGAUUGAGUUGCGAUUGCGAGAUGUGUGGAGAGAAAGAGAAACAGAAAUUGGCAAGUGCACUUACUAAACGUAUAAUAAGAAAAACCUAGAAUGUAAACUGAAGAUAAAGAGCAGCUCUAAGUACGUUUAGCCAGCAGACAAACUAAUAUUAAUCGUUUUAUAACCAACCAAGUUUUCUAAAGCCAAGUCGCUAGCCGAACGAAAAAAAAAAACGUAAACAAAGAGCGUUAGCCAAAACAAAUAAUAAAUUAAUAAAAAAAAACAAAAAUGAAUAACAAGACACUAGAUGUUUAGCAAUGCGAAAUUAUAAAAGAAAACUGAAGCAAAAGCAAAAUAAUUAGUCCACGUUUAGUCUAACGAGCCCAUGCUAAAGUAAAUCUACAAACUAAAACGAAUUCAGUUGUACUAAGUAAAAGUUUAUAACAUGCGGAUUAAAAUGUAACGUCAGAAACUAAACACAAACGAAUGAAAUGAAUUGAAAUGAAAAUUAUCUAGCAAUAAACAAAAACCGAGUGAUUUCAUUGCCACAA